Messenger RNA from Sclerotinia borealis F-4128, 1806 nucleotides. NCBI's taxonomy places the organism in Eukaryota, Fungi, Ascomycota, Leotiomycetes, Helotiales, Sclerotiniaceae. The record is from the annotation of a GenBank genome assembly.
AUGGUUGAACCAAACCAGGAGUCACGUAAAUGGGUUGGCUAUCCUUCCCCCAAAGAAGGUCCCGAUAUACCUUUUGUAAGGGCGGAUGACAAGAAUCCUGCAUUUCGAGGAUUGCUUUUGAUGGUGGUUGGAUGGCUUGUUUCCAAAAUUGGGUUCAUUCAAGGACCCCUCUGGCGUAAUGCGAAAAUGGAUGCGUUGAGGAAUAUCAAAGGAUUGGACGAUUAUUAUGAGAGGUGGGAUCCUACGGUAAUUCCUCUCGCGAUCAAUACACCGACCAUACCAACUUCAGAUGAUUUGGACAUCAAAUCUGUUCCUGUCGUCCCAGAAGAUUCGGCUGAACGAUAUCAUUCGGUGGCUGAAUACCAUGCCCUUUAUCGCACCGGAAAAUUAACCCCACUAGCUGUUGCGGAAUCACUUCUUCCACUAAUUCGACGAGACAUCAGUCCACUAGGAGCUCAUUCCGUUGCAUUUACUGAUAGCAAUACUGAAGAAAUACUCGAAGCUGCGAAAGCAUCAACUUUGCGGUACCAACAAGGCAAUCCUUUGAGUAUACUCGAUGGAGUUCCCAUCGGUAUCAAAGAUGACAGUGAUGUCACAGGAUAUAGAAGUCACCAAGGACGUAAAAAAAAUGAUUCAGUCUUCCCCACCGCGGAAAAGUCUACUUGGAUCAUUCAGCAAUGGGAAAAGUCUGGUGCUCUUAUUGUGGGAAAGUUGAAUAUGCACGAGCUUGGAGCGGAUACUACAAAUAACAACCCCAAUUGGGGAACUCCGAGAAAUCCACACAAUGACCAGUAUUAUCCCGGUGGCUCCUCCGGAGGGCCUGCGUAUGCUGUUUCUGCCGGGUUGAUUCCCUUCGCUCUCGGUUCAGAUGGGGGCGGAAGCAUUCGCAUUCCAUCCUCUUUCUGUGGUGUCUAUGGUCUGAAACCUUCACAUGCACGGGUUGAGGAUACCGGUAGCACCGUUACUGUAAAUGGUCCUCUUGCAGCAACUAUGGCGGAUCUCGAAGUGGCUUAUCGAGUCAUGGCAAAGCCUAAUCCAUCCGAUCCGAUUGCCGCGCUCUUCAAUCCACCAGAACCUCUCCGCACUGCACGCCCAAAGGUUAUCGGAAUUUAUAAAGAUUGGUUCAAUCGAGCUGAACCAUCGGUCCAAGCUCUGUGUACCAAAUUUGUGAACCACUGUGAGAAAUCUCUUGGGUACACAAUUGUCCCAAUCACAAUUCCAUACUGUCCUGAAGGUCAACUUGCUCACGCCAUGACUAUUCUUGCGGAAAUGGCCUCACGGGCAAAGACUCGUCCAUUCUCAUCAUCGAAUUGGUUACAGGAUGUCACUCCUUCAAACAAGAUCCUUCUUACAAUGGGUGAAUAUACCCCAGCUCGAGAUUACCUCCUCGCUCAACAACUACGCAAUCUUCUUAUGCAGCAUCUAUCUUUCCUCUUUCAAGAGCACCCCGGUCUCAUCAUCGUCACUCCCACUACACCAAUUCUAGGAUGGGAGAUAGAACAUGAAGGAGAUUUACAACACGGAGCAUUUGAUCCAAAUAAAAGUCUCAGGAAUAUGGAAUACGUAUGGUUAGCUAAUUUCACAGGUCUUCCAAGUAUCAAUUGUCCGGUUGGGUAUGUAGAUCCGAAGAAAGGUGAAGGAAAUAUUCCGGUGGGGAUAAUGGGGUGUGGGGAGUGGGGAGGCGAAGAAGCGCUGAUUGAAUUUGGGAAGGAGGCUGAGGCUUGGUUGGGGAAGGAAUAUGAAGGGGGUGGGAGGAAAUUACCAAGGGGUUGGGUGGAUGUUGUGAAGGUGGCAGAGGGGAAUUAA